Rhodotorula toruloides NP11 is the source of this 4341-nucleotide messenger RNA. RefSeq lists its product as uncharacterized. The record is from RefSeq and is a predicted model, not a curated record. Lineage: Eukaryota; Fungi; Basidiomycota; Microbotryomycetes; Sporidiobolales; Sporidiobolaceae. Bases 1 to 4341 code for a protein of 1446 amino acids. The transcript has 4 exons.
AUGGCAGACUCGCCCGUUGCGCCUUCGACGGGCAAGCACCCGCGGCUGUCGUCCCUGCGCUCGACGACCGAGCAGGGGUCGCCCGUCUCGACUCGGCAGCGUCAACUCGGGCAGAUUGGGGGGAAGAGCGGGCCUGGCUAUUCUCCGUAUGCGAGGAGGGUCGCGACGCGCUCGCAGGCACAGCAGCAGCAGCAGGCGGGCGGGAACGAGGGCGACGACGAGCGCGAGGGCGAGGGCAGCCCAACGCAGCAGCCACGGCAGGCGCAGGGCUUGUUUGGGAGGGUCAGGAGCUUGCCUGGGAGGAUGCUUGGACUCUUGACCCGCAGCUCGAGCAGCAAGCAGCUCGCCGCAUCGACCAGUCUCGCUGAUGUCAGGGCGGAGCUCGACGGCGAGAGGCAGCGCGAGGAGCGGCAGAGGGGACAGGGCAGGGCGGGAGGCAUGACGAGGAGUAAGACGAGCUACAACAUCGCCCAGGCCAAGGUCGCCAGCCAGCAGCCGCCGGUCGCGGGCGGCAUCUCGUCCUCCUCGUCCAUGUCGGCUCUCGCGACGCUCGCCGGCGGACCUGCUACUGCAGGUGGACGUUCAGCACACUCGACGUUGGUCCUGCCGAAUAGCGCCUCGACGAACGGCAGCGGCGCCGGACCUUCCUUCCUCACCGCCGCCAAUCUGGGCCGACACUCUCGCGCCGCCUCUCCCGCUCUCUCGUCCGCCUCGCUCGCACAGCAGCAGCGAAGGUCGCCUUCUCCUCUUCGCAACGGCCUCGUCGGCUCGAUGUCCUCCUUCCAGCUCGCCCAGCCUCCGUCGCCCACCGCUGCAUCGGCCAUCUUCAACCCGACACUGGGAAACAACGUCACGUCGAACCCCUUCGGCCUGACCUCUCGCUCGCCAUUCGUCUCGCGCACGGCGAUGCAGCCUCGCUCGCCGUCCAUUUCUGGCCGGUCAGUCUCGUCAGUCGCAGGCGGAGCAGCAGCCAGUACCGGCCACCCUCUCUUCCCAUACUCGUCGACUCUCCCGCGCGGCACCUCCCCCUCGCUCACCGGUUCAGUCUCGAUGCGCGACGGCCUUUCGUCCGCGGCCGGGCCUGUGGGCCAGAAACGCCCCUUCCGCGCCGGCAGUCCACUGAACCCGCAACACCACUUCCUCUCCGGCAGCGCGACCGUCGGUUCUGGGCUUUCGAGUCUCGCUGGGCACGGUGGCGACGAGAUUGAGAUGCUCUCAGAUGAGGCGGGGCUGAAUGGAGUCGAGAGGGCGAGGAAGAAGCAGUUGGUUUGGGACCCGCAGAGGGGGUUGGUUAGUCGAGAGCGGCUCGAGAAGGAGAAGGAGCGGGAAGCACCGCCCAUGCCGAAGAACGAGGCGGAGCGGAUCCUCGAAGUCCUUGAAGGGAUGGGCCGGACGCCGCUCGGCGAGGCCAAGCGUGGCACCGUCAAGCCCAAGCACAUCAACGUCCCUGCACUCGAGCAGUCUUCCUCCCGCCUCCCUCGCUCGUCAACCACUCCUUCGAUCCUCUCCGGCACGCCGUACGCCGCCUGCACAUCUCGCACCUCGGCCGAGCCCGCUCCCUCCACAACCCAGAGCGGCCGUCCCGCAAAAGGCCUUCAAGCGGUCCUCCGCGCACGCGAAGAGCGUCGCCGUGCGCUGAUCGAGCAAGAACGCGAAGAGCGCGAGCGCGAGCGGAUGGAGGACGAGGAGCGUGAGAGGGAGCGCGAGAGAAGGAGGCGCGAGAGGAGGAGACGGAUGGACGAACUGGUCAUGAGUGACGAGAUGGAGGAUGUGUUUUCGGCGCCUGAGGAGGAGGAGGUCGCGAGCCCCAAGCGGGUCACGAGGUCUGCUGCGAAGCAGAAGAAUUCGUCGAAGGGUGGGAAAGGCAAGGAAAGGUUGUUGGAACCGCCCACGCCGUCGAGGAGGUCGACUCGCGCUUCGUCACGCGUGCAGACCAAGUCGCCUUCACCUGCUCCGACCCCGCGUCGAACCCGAGGCGGCAAGGCUGCGCCUGUUGCAAGGGAGCAGGAGGACGAGGAGAUGGGUCGUGAUGAGACGGAGAAGGAGGACGAAGAGGCUCGUCAGGCCAAGCGGUCGACCAAGUCGCGCUCGCCUGCCCCGCCUCCUUCGGCAAAGAAGCGGUCUGGGGCGCCAACUCCCGCCGCCAAGUCUCCUUCGCCUCCUCCGCCUCAACCCACUGUCGAGGCCGCUCCUGCCGUUCCGAAAAUCACCUUCCCUGCGCCCUCUUCGUUCCCCGCGACGGCUCCUUCCACUUCAACCGGCCGCUCGUCCCUCCGACCCGGCAAGUCGCACACGUCGAGGCAGCACGCCAGCUCGUCGCGUGUCUUCUCGGCGAAGGAGGAGGACCUCCCGCCUAUCGACGACGAGGCGCUCGCGAAGAUCCAGAUGCCCGCCUUCAAAAUUCCCGCUGGGUUCUCGUUCGGCGCUCCCGCUGCGCCGUCGGCUGAGAAGAAGGACGAGGCUGCGCCGGCCGCAUCGAGCAGUAGCUUGUUGAGCCGCCUCGGCGCGCCUGCGUCGACCUCGACGAGCGAGCCGGCCAAGCCAGCGUUCUCGUUCGGCUCCGCCUCCUCGGCCGCCGACAAGCCUGCCGUGCCGUUGCCGUCUUUCUCGUUCGGCGCGACGGCCGCAAAAAAGGAUGAGGCGGAGAAGAAGGAGGACAAGCCCGCGUCGACUCCUGCCGCUUCCGACUUCUUCGCCAAGUCUGCGACGUCAGCGCCGUCGUCUUCAGGUUUCUCCUUCUCCGCCCCAGCUACCGCGCCUCCCGCCGCACCCGUCGCCAACGGCAAGCCCAGCUUCUUCGCCUCAAUCCUCGCCGAUAAGGAGAAGGGGACUCCUGCAGAGAAGAAGGCGGACGACGCUGCGCCGAAGCCCGCCAUGCCAACCUUUUCAUUCGGCACGGUGACGAAGAAGGACGAGUCGCUGCCGGUCAUUAAGCCGACAGAGGUUGUCCCGCCCACGCCCGACGCGAAGGAGGCUGCGACGCCGGUGGCGAACCCGUUCGCGGCCUUCAACAAGCCUUCUGCGGACGAGCCGAAGGAGGGCGAGCAGAAGAAGGACGAGCCGGCCAAGACUGGUUUCUCGUUUGGCGCUCCUGCUGCGACGGAGAAGAAGGAAGAGAAGAAGGACACGCCUGCACCGCUCUUCUCGUUCGGCGCUCCUAAGACCGAUGGCGCGGCUGCGUCGUCGCCCUUCUCGUUCGGUAGCGCCGCCGCGAAGCCCGCCGACAGGGCCGCCGCAUCUCCCUUCUCCUUCGGCUCUGCCUCGACUCCCGCAUCGACAACCGAAACGAAGGCUCCCGCUCCUACCUUUACCUUUGGCACGACUCCGGCAACUCCGCAAGCAGCGGAGAAGAAGGACACGACGCCCGCGCCUGCGCCUGUGUUCGGCGGCCUGAGUCCUGCCAAGGCAGCGGUGGCGGACGACGCGGACGGCGACAGCGGUAUGGAGGACGAGGGCGGCGAGUCGAGCGCGGCAGCUAGUCCCGCCCCUCCCGCUGCGCCGGCAUUCAGCUUUGGCACCUCGUCGAGCUCUGCCCCUUCGCCUUUCGGCGCAUCGACCGGUUCGACUGGCUUCACGUUUGGCGCAUCGACUGAGAAGAAGGACGCGCCACCCGCCUCGCCGUUUGGCGCAACCGCCGCCUCACCAUCCCUCUUUGGCGGUGCCGCGUCGACCGCCGCGAAGCCCUCCUUCUCCUUUGGCGCCUCUCCGUCCGCCUCUCCCGCCCCGCCUUCGCCUGCUGCGACCGCGCCGUCCUUCAGCUUCGGCGCAGGCACGUCGACAGCUGGCGCCGCGCCUUCGCCUUUCGCGUUUGGCGCGCAAUCUUCGGCGCCUGCCUUCGGUGCCGCGCCCGCCUCGUCCACUCCCGCACCUUUCACCUUUGGCUCCGCGACUCCUUCGCCUGCGCCAGGGACGCCAACUGGCGCGCCUGCGUCGACGGGCUUCACCUUUGGCGCACCUACGUCCACCGGGAUGGGCCAGUCGCUGUCCGCCACGAGCGCGACCGCCGCUCCGUCGUUCUCGUUCGGCGCUCCCGCAUCCCAGCCUGCGACGCCGGGUGCUGCACCCGCCUCGCCGUUCUCGUUCGGCGCGCCAGCGGGAGGAACGACGACAGGCGCCGUCGCAGGUCCCGGUGGCGCCGCGCCCUUCACCUUUGGCGCCAGUACUGGCACGCCCGGAGCGAGUGGAGGAUUCAAUUUUGGUGCAGGUGCGCCGGCUUCAGCACCUGGGACGCCUGGCGCGACAGGAGGAGGGUUGUUCAAUAUCGGCAGCGGAGGGAACGAGUCGUCGACAACUGGACCGGGCGGACGGCCGAUGCGACCGCUGAGAAGGACGAAGCGGUGA